Messenger RNA from Cyprinodon variegatus (sheepshead minnow), 2150 nucleotides. RefSeq names its product porcupine homolog (Drosophila) (gene porcn). The transcript is spliced from 15 exons. Gene Ontology annotation, molecular function: Wnt-protein binding; palmitoleoyltransferase activity. Gene Ontology annotation, biological process: lipid modification; protein palmitoylation; canonical Wnt signaling pathway. The record is from RefSeq and is a predicted model, not a curated record. Bases 159 to 1547 code for a protein of 462 amino acids. Gene Ontology annotation, cellular component: membrane; endoplasmic reticulum. NCBI's taxonomy places the organism in Eukaryota, Metazoa, Chordata, Actinopteri, Cyprinodontiformes, Cyprinodontidae.
CUUCAUACAUGUUAAGUGUGCCGAUGCUGUGACAAUGGGUUUGAUCCAGAAAUGCAUCAUCUAGAUCGGGGAUCCUGCAGACCUGAAGGAGUAAAGAAAAAACAGCUGGAUAAAGAUCAAAGGGGGAGGGGGGCUGCUGCUCGGAAACGGGUGUAGAGAUGGGGGUGUUCAGUCGGCAGAAGUUUUUCCAGGAGCUUCCUCAUGGCUGCCUGCUGCCUACAGCUCAGCAGGGCCUGGAGCAGGUAUGGCAGCUGCUGGUUAUCUGCCUGAUGUGUCGGCUGCUCUGGAUGUUAGGUCUCCCUUCCUUUGUGAAGCACCUGUGCACGGUAGCGGGCGGUUUCUACACCCUCUACCUGUUCUUUGAGCUCCACAUGAUCUGGGUUGUCCUCCUUAGCCUUCUCUGCUACCUCUUCCUCUUCCUGUGCCGUCAUUCCACCAUCCGAGGAACCUUUCUGUCCAUAACGGUGCUCAUCUAUCUGCUCCUUGGGGAGCUGCACAUGAUGGAUACCACCAAUUGGCACAAAAUGAGAGGUUCCCAGAUGGUUGUUGCAAUGAAAGCCAUUUCCUUGGCCUUUGACCUGGACAGAGGUGUUGUGGCCAGUGUCCCCUCACCCAUUGAGUUUAUGGGCUACAUUUACUUUGUGGGUACCAUCAUAUUUGGGCCCUGGAUCAGCUUCAACAGCUACAAAGAGGCUCUAGAAGGACGUAAGUUGAGCCUAGCCUGGCUUCUAAAAGCGUCCAUUAGCUGGCUGAAGAGCCAGAUCUGCCUGGUUGUCUCCAACUGUGUGGCUCCCUACCUCUUCCCUUACUUCAUCCCUGUCUACGGAGACAAGCUUCUUCGAAGCAAAAAGAGGAGGAAGAUCCGAGGCUCACUUGCAAAGUGGCUGCUGGCAUAUGAGAACACAAUGUCUUUCCACUUCAGCAAUUACUUUGUAGGCUACCUGGGUGAGACUACAGCUACUCUUGCAGGGGCGGGCUUUACAGAGGAGAAGGACAACCUGAAAUGGGAUCUGAGCGUGUCCAAGCCGCUGAACAUUGAAUUUCCCCGGUCCAUGUUGGAGGUGGUGACGUCGUGGAAUGUGCCCAUGUCUCACUUCCUGCAUACAUAUGUAUUCAAGAGUGCACUCAAAUUCGGGACAUUCACUGCCAUCAUGGUGACAUGCAUAGCCAGCGCCCUCCUGCAUGGUCUAAGUUUCCAUCUGGGUGCAGUUUUGAUAUCUCUGGGGUUUAUUACAUACGUCGAGCACGUUUUGCGGAAGAGGCUCGCUGCCGUAUUUAAUGCCUGCCUGCUUUCAAGGAAAUGCCAGCCAAACUGCAAUCAUCAAAACAAAAAGAAGCUGUGGGUGUUUCUGAUUAAUUUAGCGUUUUCUGGCCUGGCACUUCUGCACUUGAUAUAUUUGGGCUCUGUGUUCAACUCCAGUGUGGACUACAUGGAGGAGGAUGAGGAUGAAAUCACCAACCACACCAUUCAGAAGUGGUCUGAGCUGAGCUGGACGAGCCACUGGGCCACAUUCAGCUGCUGGAUAUUAUACCGCCUCAUUCUCUAACAAUGGGAAGCAAUGAAGGGUGAAAGAAGCAAUAAUGAGAAGCAGAUUUCCCAUUAAUCUACUGUGAAUUUAUCCUAGUUAUGACUGAGGGAAGCAAAAUCAAUCUCAACUUGCAGUUUUCAGGUUGUACUACAUGUGAGUCGGGUAGUGCUCUUCUAACAUUUUGAUAUCUAAAGGAAGCCCACAGCGCCUUUUUUUUUUUCAUUUUUCCUUUUUAUCUGACCCCCAAUCACCAUGGUGUCAUGUUGUCACUGUGACCCACAAUCAAUAACCAUCAGCGCAGGGGAGAUCGACUUGCAGACAUGUGAUGGUUCACGUCACGCAGAUGUCCUCCAAAGCCAAUCACAUCGGCUGUAUGUAUCUAUCCUGGCAACGGAUUUCAAAUUUGUCAUUUUACAAGUUUUGAGUGUUUUUGUGGGAUUAAACUGUUAUAGAACAACAGAAAGUAGUACAGGACAUGGUUGUUAUUUGUUUACAAAUUCAAAUUUGAAAAUUUGUGGCAUAAUUUUGACUUUUGCUGUUGGCUGCAAUUUCAGCUGCAAAUGCUUUCAAUUUUUUUUUUCUUUCAUAUUUUUACGGUAAAAUAUACUUUAAAAAACAUUA